AUGAGCGAUAACGAACGCGGCACGGGUGGUGAUGAGGUAGGUUUGCCUCGAGCUACCGUUAAUAAAUUGAUUUCAGAGAUUCUGCCGGCGGAUGUGAUUUGCUCCAAGGAUACCAAGGAUUUGGUUGCAGAAUGCUGUAAAGAAUUUAUCACCCUAAUUUCUUCCGAAGCCAAUGAGAUUUGCGAAAAAGAUGCCAAAAAAACCAUUUCUCCUGAGCACAUCACAUCUGCACUCAGACAACUAGGAUUUGAUGAUUUUAUUGAGGAAGUCGAAGACAUUAAUCGGGUGCACAAAGCACAAGCCAAAAAAGAUAACCAGAAGAGAAAGAACAAACUUGACCAAUCUGCUUUCACACAAGAUGAGCUUGCUGCACAACAAGAAUUGUUAUUUGCGGCGAGCAAGGCUAGGUUCGAUGCCGGUCAAUCUUAA
This is a messenger RNA of Puccinia graminis f. sp. tritici CRL 75-36-700-3, 429 nucleotides long. RefSeq lists its product as uncharacterized. Gene Ontology annotation, molecular function: core promoter sequence-specific DNA binding; TBP-class protein binding; protein heterodimerization activity. The transcript is spliced from 5 exons. NCBI's taxonomy places the organism in Eukaryota, Fungi, Basidiomycota, Pucciniomycetes, Pucciniales, Pucciniaceae. The record is from RefSeq and is a predicted model, not a curated record. Bases 1 to 429 code for a protein of 142 amino acids. Gene Ontology annotation, cellular component: negative cofactor 2 complex. Gene Ontology annotation, biological process: chromatin remodeling; positive regulation of transcription by RNA polymerase II; negative regulation of transcription by RNA polymerase II.